UUCAAACAGUGCAGAGCGCACAAAAUAUACGUGUGCUGUUGAACUUUUUGAAUUGCUCGAUUGUUUUGUGCAAGACACGAUUUUACCAUAUAGAAGAGUGUUGUAAUUCAGCUACAUUUGAAUUGUGAAUCAAAUGCAGUGGAUCCCGAAUAAAGAUAAAAGCAAAUAACACAUAAAGUGCGAUUUUUUUUAUUUAAAAAGAAAAAUAAAAAUUUAAAGAAUUAUGAACAUUUGCCGCCGACUGCGAUUCCAAUAAAAUAACGAAAAAAGUGCUAUUUUACCGAACACGAAUUUGCCGAAUAAAACGAAAGACAAAAAAGAAACGGGCAUAAAUAAAUAUUUUAAUUUUUGGAGAAGUGUUACUAAUUUCGAACACCAAAUUGGUUAGCGUUUCGAACUGUAUUGAAGCUUGCAGAAUUGUUCGAGUAAAUGACUCAUUAGCGCGACGUUUUUUUUGGUUUUCUCCACACUCGAAAGACAGAAAGGCAGAUAAGAUGAAGCCGAGAUUGAUGAAACGACUGACGUGGUCAGACAUAUUUACACUAAUCGCUGUUUUGUUAAUACAAAAUGCUGUUGGCCAAUCAAACUAUGCAUCGCAUGCGGAUAACAUCAACUACGUUGGCGAAGGAUUGCCCGGAGAAGCGACUCUUGAUGGAAAAGUCACGAAAUUGGAUGAAUUGAGGCCGAUCAUCUUUUUGAAUCGGACGAGAGCGGCGUUGAAUUGUGCAGCUGGCUCGAUGCAGAUCGAGAUGAAGUUUACCGAGCCAUUUUUCGGUUUAGCAUAUGCGGAUUUUGAUCGAAAUAGUGCUUGUCAAACGCUGGGAAAAGGAGAAACUAGCGCCCGUCUAGAAUUACCUUUAAAAGGAUGUGGAACAAAACAGGAACCACAAAGAGUAUUCACAAACAAUAUUGUUGUUCGAUUUCAUCCUGGUCUUGAAAUGGACGGAGAUGAAAUCAUUACAAUCGUAUGCCGAUAUCCACCACCAAUCGCUCCACUUCCAGCAGCACCACCAGUACCAAGACGUCGAGUAGACAAGUCUGCUGUUGGUGCACCAUUAAAAGGUACUCAAUUGUUGUUUAUCGUUUGUGCAAUAAUGUUUUUGACAUUGUUGCUGCUUGGUUUGGGUGUAUCAUACUACUGUUUGAGUAGGCGCACCAUUCCAGUGGUACGUCGUUUGCCGAUAUCGAUUGGAUCUGGAUCAGAAAUUACGAAACUAAGCAGUAGUACAUACGGACAAGUUCCACCGUUGGAAGGAUUGAAAGUGCCGCAUAUCAUACCACGUGCACAUGCAAUUGUUGGCGCUGUGCCAAGCACAUCAAGCAGCGAUGAUAAUCCAUUGAUUCCAUCUGACUACCCAAGCGAAUCACAUUCAGAAGUUGAAAUUGAUACGCGAUCAUUGCCAGCCAGCUCGGGUGGAAGUUACGAUAACCAAGCUUACAUUCAAGAUAACUCAAGCAUUUACAGUGAACACUAUGGGCAUACACAAGAAUUCCAAGCGGCCAAUGCGAUUGCACAGCAAUCAUUGGUAUCACGUCUUCCGAUCGCUGUUAAGGAACCAUCACCAACAUUCGAUGUUCAAGUGCGAGUGAAGCGGCCAGCACCACAAGCUCCACUCUCGUCAUUCUCAUCGGAUACAGAAAGUUUGGGAACGAGCGUUCUUGAUCGCAAUAAUUUGUCAACGAUUAUGGAAUCACAUGAAGAUCGUGAAAGUGUUAUAACAAUUGAUUCAUUGCCACGUGAUGUUGCCCACAGUCAUUUCACCUAUGUUCCCGAAUUGCAUGCAGCACCAAAAUACGUUGAACAACCACCAAUCACAACGACCGUCACAAAAUCAUACAAAGAACAAACCGAGGAACAUUGGGCCGAAGAUUAUCCAGAUUCAGUGCCGCCACGAUCAAUUCCAGAAACGCGUAGCAUUGUAUCGACAGACACGCGCCAUGAUAUUCAUUCCAUCAGCGAAAUGGUGGACACAUCACAUUUGUACCAACAUCAACCAUAUGAAACGACCAUGUUGCCAAAUGAACAAGUCGAACGCUUGCCAGAACCACCAAUUGUUGCUCGCAAACCAGAAAUCACAUCACAUCUUGUGGACGAUGUAUUCUUGCGUACAAUUACUGAGAAGACAACCAUUGAAGAUAUUGAAAAGUAUAAGCGAAUGGUUACGGAAUACAAGGCAAAACCAGCACCGACACCACCAACCUGGGAUGUCACAAUUCGCAAUUAUCCAACAACUCAAGAUAAACCAACGUGGGAAGAUUUCUCCGAUAUUAGCAGUGCACCAUCGGUUCAAGUGGAACCGAUUAAAUACAAACAACCACCUCAAACAUAUAUUGAUGAAACUGGUGCAAAACUUACUAGUCCUGAGCUGGUUGUCAAUAUGAAACCGAUUGAGAUUCCACCAGAAGAUAAGGCCGUACCAAAUUGGGAUGUUUUGAUUCGUAUUCUUGAAAAUCAAGAAGAAACAACCGAUAUCAUUCCUCCUGUUAUUCCUGAUGAUACUAGCUCAACCCAUUCACAAACAAAUCAACAUAUUUUACAACGUCAAAUCAGCUAUGAUGAUAAGAUAAAAUGGCGUGACAUUAUUACAACUGAAUCCACGUUGCGAACAAUGCUCACCGAAGCUGUUGUUCGAGAAGACUUUGAACGCAUUCGCAGCGAUACAAGAUACGAAACAAUAUUCGAACCAACAACAUGGGAUGUUAUCAUACGUAUCUUGGCACCGCCAGAUGAUGUCGAAUUGCGAGCACCAAGACGCAACAAAAAGAAAGAACCAUGGGAUACACGAUCACGUCGAAGCUCAUUGCCAACACUUUAUGAGUAUGACAGUGAUGGCGGUUCAUCGGUGCGAACCAUUCCACAAGAUAUGCUUCCAACCGGUAGCGCAAACACUUAUCAAUAUCCACCACAAUCACGACGAACAUCACGCUCUUCAUUCAAUGCGGAACACGUUGAUAUGCGUUCAAUGUCAGAAGUUAUUGUCGAUUUCGGUCGUCCCGAAUCGGAUAAUGUAUCAGAUGUUAGCUCAUUCUAUCCAAACAGAUAUUACGACGACGAUCCAUAUGACAGACGAUCAAUUCAACGAUCAUUGAGCCAACCUAGUCUUGCCCGUUCAGCAACUGAAAUCACUGAACGUUGGGUCAUUCCAGAUGAUGUAUCCGAAGAUUCGGAAUCACCACGGAAUAGUAAUCGAUUGACAACAUUCCAACCUCGUGUACGUCAUCCACAGCAUGUAAUCACUGAAUCUCAGUUUGUCCAACAAAGUUCAUCAACAUUCCAAGCGACGAGUACCACAUCACCACCGAAGGACUGGUACGGCGAUAAUUCCAAAUAGAUUGCAUAGAAUCUCCAACAAAAUUUUGUCAAAAUAAAAAUGUCGAUGUGCCAAUUAA
This is a messenger RNA of Contarinia nasturtii (swede midge), 3390 nucleotides long. RefSeq lists its product as uncharacterized. Bases 495 to 3332 code for a protein of 945 amino acids. NCBI's taxonomy places the organism in Eukaryota, Metazoa, Arthropoda, Insecta, Diptera, Cecidomyiidae. The record is from RefSeq and is a predicted model, not a curated record. The transcript is spliced from 9 exons.